Polychytrium aggregatum is the source of this 1200-nucleotide messenger RNA. RefSeq lists its product as uncharacterized. The transcript has 6 exons. Gene Ontology annotation, cellular component: mitochondrion. Bases 192 to 965 code for a protein of 257 amino acids. The record is from RefSeq and is a predicted model, not a curated record. Lineage: Eukaryota; Fungi; Chytridiomycota; Chytridiomycetes; Polychytriales.
AAUCAGCCCGCACCAACGACGAUCAGCCCGCACCAGCGACGAUCAGGACGACGCCCGCGACCUUGGCAGCACCGGCGGAGCCAGCCUGAAACUACAGCGGACCUCAGCCUGUCUGGACUUCUUUCUGCCGCCGAUCUGACGACUCCGAACCGGCACUUGGCACCACCAGCACUCCCGCCACCAACAGGACCAUGACUUCGAUUUCCAGAACUUUUGCAAGGAUAGGCCCGGCAGCCCACGCCGCCUUCUCUGGGCUGGCCCUCCAUCGGUCAUUCCGCUACAACAACCUGAAUGCUGCCGCAUCAACGGCCCUUGCACUGGCCCAGCAACGGCGGCACGAAACAGGUGUCCGUAUCCGGCCCGUUGCCGUUCAGAUCUUUGAUCCUUGGAUCCCAAAAACCAAAGGACCGUCGCUGCUAUCCGUGGAGGGCCGCCAGGAUGCCUGGGAGAAAGCCAAGAAGUUUAUCACCGCAACAGUUUCAUAUGUGGUGAUCAUGAGGAACUCUGUGGAGAAGUGGAAGCCCAAGCCGUUCGCCGCAGAUGCCGAGAAAAUUUACAUUGCGAUGAACGAAGCAUUCGCUGGGGGCGAAAAGGAUGUCUUGCCUUACCUUGUCACAGAUGCCAUGCUGGUGAAACUCAAUCCCGACAUCAAGGCAACACAGCGCCUCGGACGGGGCGUCUGGAAGUAUCACGGAUCGGUUGAGCGGCCUGUGAUUGUCCAUGCGGCUGUGGCCCAGCUCCAAGAAAGCCAGCGCGGCGACGCCAUUCGAGUUGCCCAGGUUACGGUCAAGAUUCACACGAAGCAGUCGUUUGCAAUCUACAGCAAAGGACCCGAAGCGAAGCUGCUCGGCGGCAAUCCCGCUGCUGUCAGCGAUGUGCUCGAAUACGUUGUGUUUGAAAAACGGCUUGCUGCAGACGAUCCCUAUGACUGGAGAAUUGCCGGCAAGAUUCCGCCUCGAAACUAAGGCAGAGUGCACCAUGCCUUGUCAUCUUCUGUCCUUUCCUGUUCGCGGACCGCACAGUCUGACGAGCAAGCCAGGCAGCACCCAGGUCUUUACGACAGCUUCUGCACACGAUUUGUUCCGAGCGCCCCGACCAUCGAUGACAGCGCACCUCGCAGCAACAGUGUGGCUCGCUUGAAGGUCGCCCGCCCAUCGGCCGAUCGGGGCAGCACUUGGAAUACACAAGAUCCAUCACGAA